CUCACAACAAGGAAGUGCCGUUCCAGCCAAUCACAGCAGCCUUUCUUGCCGAUUAGGCAGUAUCAACAUGGCAGCUUUCUGAGUUUUGGAGGAGGGUACCUGGUGUAAAUAAACACGAAUUUCACGUUUUACAGAUAACGACAGCGUUCGUGUGUUUGUGUUUAAGGCUGGUUGGACCAUAGAGGGAAAAUGUCGAAUGACGGAAAUAAAAAACAGUUCUGGAAAAGAAACGCAGCGAAGGUUCCUGGCAGCAUUCAGCAUGUGUAUGGCGCACAACAUCCACCUUUCGACCCGCUCCUCCAUGCUAACCUGAUUAAGGCAGGAAACAGGCUUCCUCCGGCCACCCCAGGCAAGCCCAAGAAGGCUACCACCUUUCAGGAGUUUGAGAGCAUCACAAGUGAUGCCUGGGAUGUUGGGGACGAUGACGACGAGUUGCUGGCCAUGGCUGCACAGAACCUUAAUAUUGAUGUUGUCAUGGAGACAGCCAAUAAGGUGAUUGAGAAUCACAGCAAGCAGCAGGAGAAACAGAGGCAGGAUGACACAACAGAGCUGGAACAGAGAGAAGAGGACACACAGGAGGAGGUGGCAGAGGACGAGGAGGAGGACGAAGAAGAUGAGGAGGACAGGGUGGGGGAGGGAGACGUGACCAGCCCAGAGGUCUCUUUUGCCUCCCAGAGCAGCCCUUACACUGAUGGCCGCCUUGUAAAGUCCCAAAGCGAAGCUCCAAUUGGGUCACCAAAAGAUGCAGCAGGUGAGCAUGCAGCCCUCCACAGACAACGGUCCCUGCCCCACCGGCCGCCCCUCAUCCCGCUAGUGGCUCGCAUGGCUGACCAGAACACGUCUGGCACCCCAGCCAUGACCGAGAGGGAAGCGUCUCGUCUGGAUAAGUUCAAACAGUUGUUAGCUGGGCCCAACACAGAUCUGGAGGAGCUACGGAAACUCAGCUGGUCUGGAAUCCCGCGUCAGGUCCGACCGAUAACGUGGAAGCUCCUUUCGGGUUACUUACCAGCUAAUGCAGAAAGAAGAGAGAGCGUCCUACAGAGAAAAAGACAAGAAUAUUUUGGCUUCAUCCAGCAAUACUAUGACUCCCGCAAUGACGAACACCAUCAGGACACAUACAGACAGAUUCACAUUGACAUACCGAGAACUAAUCCUCUUAUUCCUCUCUUUCAACAAGCUUCUGUCCAAGAGAUUUUUGAGCGGAUCCUUUUUAUCUGGGCCAUACGCCAUCCGGCCAGCGGCUACGUGCAAGGCAUCAACGACCUGGUCACACCGUUCUUUGUCGUCUACGUCUUUGAGUACAUUGAGGAAGAAGUAGAAAACUUUGACGUGUCCAGUCUCCAGGAAGAGGCUCUGAGGAACAUUGAGGCUGACAGCUUCUGGUGCAUGAGCAAACUGCUGGACGGCAUCCAGGACAACUAUACAUUUGCCCAGCCAGGCAUCCAGAGGAAAGUCAAGGCCCUGGAGGAGCUGGUCAGCAGGAUUGAUGAGUCUGUGCACCGCCACAUGCAGCAGUACGAGGUGGAGUACCUGCAGUUUGCCUUCCGCUGGAUGAACAACCUCCUGAUGAGGGAGCUACCAUUACGCUGCACAAUCAGACUGUGGGACACCUACCAGGCUGAACCAGAGGGCUUCUCCCAUUUCCACCUCUACGUGUGCGCUGCCUUCCUGGUGAGGUGGAGGAAAGAAAUUCUAGAGGAGAGGGACUUUCAGGGUCUGAUGAUCCUCCUGCAGAACCUUCCCACAAUGCACUGGGGCAACGAGGAAGUGAGCGUACUGCUGGCUGAAGCCUACAGGUUGAAGUUUGCCUUUGCUGACGCGCCAAACCACUACAAGAGAUGAUGAGCGUGGCUCGCUGCAGCUGCUCCCCUUCUUCUCCUGUUCUUGCUCCUCCUCCUCUUAUUCCUCCUUUCCUGCUCUGCAGUCGUCUACUGAACUUAGAGGCCUCUUUUCCUUCAGGGAAGGACCUCCCUUUUUCUUAACCUCCCUUCCCCCAUAUUGCCCAAAGGGCCUUUCAGCUACUAAGAGAUUUGAAUCAACCAAUGACUGAGAGGACAUGCGGUGUAGCAUUUUAACAUAUUGAUGGUGGAGCCUUUUUUUUUUAAAUUAUUAUUAUUUUUCUUUGAUCAGCUCUGAAAUGUGCUCUCCUUCAGUCCAGUGCAGAACCCUCUUCAACCACAACUUUUUGUUAGAGUUUGGUCCACUCAAGUACAACCUCAGGCCUGAUGCAGGACCACGAGCUCAGCGCUGCCGGGAGGUUAGUCUGGCUCAGAAGAUUUUUCUUUUCUGCUAAAAAAA
Molecule: messenger RNA, 2298 nt
Organism: Sander lucioperca (pikeperch)
Lineage: Eukaryota; Metazoa; Chordata; Actinopteri; Perciformes; Percidae
Gene: tbc1d22a
Product: TBC1 domain family, member 22a
Exons: 14
Coding region: 190-1842 (550 amino acids)
Biological process (GO): activation of GTPase activity
Molecular function (GO): GTPase activator activity
Source: RefSeq, a predicted model, not a curated record